Messenger RNA from Volvox carteri f. nagariensis, 1311 nucleotides. RefSeq lists its product as uncharacterized. The coding region runs from base 1 to 1311 and encodes 436 amino acids. The record is from RefSeq and is a predicted model, not a curated record. NCBI's taxonomy places the organism in Eukaryota, Viridiplantae, Chlorophyta, Chlorophyceae, Chlamydomonadales, Volvocaceae. The transcript has 7 exons.
AUGGCCAAGAAGGCGGCAAAGCGAAUAAAGGCGAAUGUGAAGGCGAAGCUAGCGGAGGAGCAGGCGGAGGAAGAGGAUCAAGCGGAGGCGGAGGCGCAGGCGGAGGGACAGGGGGAGGGGCAGGCGGUGAAGCAAGCUGCGAAGCCUCAGGGGAAGCAAGCGGAGAAGCAGGCCACGAAGCAACCGGAGGGACCGGUUGAAGGACAAGCGGCGAAGAAGACGGAAGGGCAGGCGGCAAAGAAAGCGGAGGACGAAGCCCAGAUGCAGGCGGCGAUGCAGGUGAAGGAGCAGGCGGAAAAGCAGGCUGUGGGACCGGCGGAAAAGCAGGUGAAGGAGCAGGCGGAAAAGCAGGCUGUGGGACAGGCGGAAAAGCAGGUGAAGGAGCAGGCGGAAAAGCAGGCUGUGGGACAGGCGGAAAAGCAGGUGAAGGAGCAGGCGGAAAAGCAGGCUGUGGGACAGGCGGCGAUGCAGGUGAAGGAGAAGGCGGAAAAGCAGGUGAAGGAGCAGACGGAAAAGCAGGUGAAGGAGCAGACGGAGAAGCAGGCUGUGGGACAGGCGGAAAAGCAGGAAAAGCUGACAACUGUAGACAAGUUGAACAUGCAGGCCCAGCAAAGCCAGGACGUCGUCACCGCGCUGAGGGAAUCGGUGAAGCGGUAUGCUGACGAGCAGCGCUCGGCCUUGGAGACGAUGAGUUCGCAGGUGCUACGGAGCCAAGGGGCUGUCCAGGUGGCACAGGAGUCGAUUCAGCGGUACGCUGAGGAGCAGCGCUCAGCCCUGGAGAAACUGAUUGCGCGGGUGCAUGAGAGCCAGGAGGCCGCAAAGGGGCUGCGGGAGUCCGUGAAGGGGUACGCGGAGGAGCAUCGCGCAGCCUUGGGCAAGUUGAACGCUCAGGCCCAUAAGAGCGAGGAGGCCAUACGUAAUCUGCGGGGAUCGAUAAAGCGGUACGAGGCGGAGCAGGCGGCAAAGGAGGCGAAACAGGCGGAGGAGCAUCGCGCGGCGGUGGGAAAGCUGAUUGCCAAGGUCCACAAGAGUGAGGAGGCCGCACGUCAUCUGCGGGUGACUAUGAAGCGGUACGAGACGGAGCAGGCUGCGAAGCAGGUGAAGCAGGCGAAGGAGUAUCGCGCAAUGCUGGAGAAGCUGAGUUUGCAAGUCCAUCAGGCCCAGGAGGCUGCCAGACGUGUGAGGGGAAGGCACGUGUACGACGCACCGUUUGGAAUUGCCGGGGGAAUUGCAGGGGAAACGGGAGUGCACAUAGACUUGACAUCAGGACGCGCAGAGUCGUUCUUUGCAAAGUAUUUCUCAAUUACCUGA